This is a messenger RNA of Brachypodium distachyon (stiff brome), 2110 nucleotides long. RefSeq lists its product as uncharacterized. Bases 249 to 1835 code for a protein of 528 amino acids. The transcript is spliced from 5 exons. The record is from RefSeq and is a predicted model, not a curated record. Lineage: Eukaryota; Viridiplantae; Streptophyta; Magnoliopsida; Poales; Poaceae.
UGCCGGCUACCGUGUGCGUUGCUCGGCUCGUGCGCCCCGCCCCCGGCCUUUUUUCUUUUCUUCUUCCGCACAUCCACAUCCAUCCCCGUCCGUCCGACCAACGCCUUCCGCAGCCAAAAGCACCCGACCGUUGCCACCUAGGCCCGAGGAAAGCAAAAGAGGCUCCGUGCCCACUCGUCCACAUCCGCACCGCACGCACCCCGCCGGCGCCUCUCCCGGCCGUUCGGUUCGAAACAUCGUCCUCCUCGAUGUCCGCCCGGCGGCAGCACGCGACGGCUACGGCGGGGGUGCCGCUGCCCGCGCCGCGGACCCUUAACCUGUCGAGGAGGUCGGCCGGCGGGAGGUCGGGCCGCGCGCAGCAGCAGCAGCCCAGGCCGCCGGCGGUGAACCUCGGCGCGCUGUUCGAGAUGGAGCGCCGCGUGCGCGGGCUGGAGUCGUCCGCGCCGCCGUCGCCGCCCUGCCCCCGCUCCCGCUCCCGUGCCGCGCGGCCGCAGGAACAGGAGGACGACGAGGCCGGGGAGCAGGAGGAGAAGUGGCGGUUCCAGGCGGAGAUCCUCCGCGCCGAGUGCAACUUCCUCCGGAUGGAGCGCGAGGUCGCCCUCCGCAAGCUCGACUGCCACCGCGGCCAGAUGGAGGCCGCGCUCAAGUCGGCCAUGGAGACACUCGCCUCGGGGAGGAAGAAGAUUGACGGGAGGGGUGAGGUGGGCGUGGCGGCGGCGUUGGACGAGGGGAUCGAAGACCUGGAGGAGAUGAUGGAGGAGCUGCGGGUGGAGAAGGAGAGCGGGAGGAGGGCGAUGAGCGGCUUGCGGGGGCUGCAGCGGAGCCACGGCCGGAACUUCGACCGCCAGGCGUCCUCGCUCCGCCGCCGCCUCGAGAAGAUGCCGUCAGCCGAUGCCGAGCCCACUCUCAAGGACAUCCGCGAGAUCGCGCACCCUGUCGCCCCGUCGCCGCCUCCGCCCGCCGCGCACAGCGACGAUGGUGACCACGUCCCCAGCGCCAAUCUGUCCGAUGUGGAGAUGCUGAGGGUGAAGAUGGAGGGAAUGUCCAAGGGGAUGCGCGACAGGAUGGCGGAGUACAGCCGGCGGCUGGAAGCCGUCACCGGCGGCGACAACGCUGCGUGCCAGUCCAGGAAAUGCGGCAACAGCCGGCACAGUCGGAAGCCAAGCGCAUGUAGCCAGAGGAGCUGGAGCGGCAGCAGCAACACGAGCAACAGCAAUGUGGCGGCGUUCCGCUACAACGCCUCGCACGGCCCCAGCGUGGCCUCCGAGAAGCAUCACCAGGAGCAGAAGAUUGUGCCUGAAGAUAGCAAAUUGGUGGGCUCUGGAAGCUGUUGCGACUGCAAGGAAAUUGUGGGGAAGAUAAUGAAGCAAGUAAAAGCAGAAUCAGAGCAAUGGACUGAGAUGCAGGACAUGUUGGAGCAGGUCAGACUAGAGAUGCAAGAGCUUCAGUCUUCCAGGGAUACAUGGCAGCGUCGGGCCAUUGCUUCUGACACCAGUCUUGGUUCUUUGAAUUCUCAGAUGAUGGAGUGGAAACAUCGUGCACAAGCCUCGGAACAGCAUGCGGAAGAGCUUCAGAAGAAGAUCUCAGAACUCCAAGGCAAGCUACACACGUUCCAGUCCCAUUUCCCUACGCCAAAUCUGCCCAGCCGGGAGUGGUCGGAAGCAUGCAAGAUGGAGAACGGGCCACGAGCAGCCAAGGCUCAGCACCGCCACCGGCCACCACAGGAGAAAGAGAAGCACGUCCUGAUCUGCCGGGUGAAGCACUCGACCAGCGUGAUCCCGAAGCGCUUGCCUCUCCAGGACAUCGGCAACAUCAGCCUGCCGCGGCAGCGCUGAGGCCUGACUGUACCAAACGUCAGGAGUGCGAAGAGAUCUGAAGAAUUCUGUCACUUUAGUAUAGUGUAGCCUUAAUAAAUAAUUCAUAAUAACCCACGGAUGUGUAAUCGGCUGACUUCUCGUCGGUCCGAUGAUCCGACUGUAGGACGACGGAGUUAAUUCGCGUAGUACAGUGUCGAGGAAUAGGCACGAUCGAGGUGUAUGUAAGGCGAAUGCCUCUUUUUUUUGCUGAGAUUAAUUUUGCAAUUUUGUCAUGCUUCUUUCGAAGAUCUGAA